Messenger RNA from Paramecium tetraurelia, 1827 nucleotides. RefSeq lists its product as uncharacterized. The record is from RefSeq and is a predicted model, not a curated record. The transcript is spliced from 2 exons. Gene Ontology annotation, molecular function: ATP binding; protein serine/threonine kinase activity. NCBI's taxonomy places the organism in Eukaryota, Ciliophora, Oligohymenophorea, Peniculida, Parameciidae. Gene Ontology annotation, biological process: peptidyl-serine phosphorylation; autophagy. Gene Ontology annotation, cellular component: cytoplasm.
AUGAAUUAAUCAUUAUAAAUCUUAUUUCCUGUAUUGGAUACCAAUUCAGGAAAAGUGAUGGUAGCUGAAAAGAUAAACCAAAAUUAGAAAACCAAAUAUUAUGCAUUUUAAUUUCAAAAUUAAGUGAUUCCUAAAACCUAUUUGAUUGAAUAUGACAAUGCUCUUAAAAAAUCAAAACAUAAUGAAUUAUUUAGAUAAUAUUAUGAAAUGCAUAUAGAAACUCCAGGAAAUCCGGAAAUCCCAUACCUCCAUCUAUUUCAUUAUUACGAAGAUGGUAAAUUUUUAGAUCAAAAGGUGAUUGAUUAUGGCAAACAAAGAUAAUCUUUUAAUUAUGCAGAAAUAUAAUUAUAUCUGAAAAAUUUUCUAAUUGCCUUGUAUGAAUUACAUUCUAACUAAAUACCUGGAAGAAUCUUCUCUAUUUACAACACUCUAGUUGUUUAAGAAAGGCUUGUUAUAAUGGAUUUUGGAUUUGGACCAAAUAUUAAUCAAGAUAAUUUAGAUAUACUGGCCCCUCCAGAAUAUUUAGAAUAAAUAAUUAAUAAUAAAAAUUAUAUCUAAAAGGAGUUCGAUUUAAAAUUUGAUUCUUGGUUGCUGGGAGCAAUAUUGUAUCACUUAAUUAAAUUUAAAUCGAUAAAUUAGGUUGAAGUUUAAGGAAAUAGUUAUCAACGAUUUAAAUAUGAUAGAGUAGAAGAAUAUUAUAAUUAUCUAAAAAACCUUGAUCAUAUUCCAUGUUAGACUACUAGAUACAAAAAUGAUUUACUCUCAUUUGUUGAAUCCUUGCUUACUUGCAAUAAAGAUAACCGAUUAUCAUUUGAACAAAUUCAUAAGCAUGAAUACAUUUAAAAUCUUGAACUUGAAAAUAAAGCUGAAUAUAUAAAGUUCUAUUCUGAAAAUCAAUUCAUUAAAGACUGUGAAAUUGGUAUCACUUCUACUUAAGGUUUUCAACCUGCUACUUCAUAAAUAUCUUUUGAUCUGCGAAAUAGUUUUACAUAAGGACAUUCAGAAUCAGUAAUUAUAAAAUAAGAAGAUCAUCCUUCUCCUUAGGUGACAAGAAAACCAAUAAAAAUCACGGAACAAAUUUCUAAUUAUUAGGAGGAUGCACAAGGUUAUCCUAAUUUCUUGAAUAUAAUAUUAAAUACACCUUAAUUCAAUAAUACAAACUUUAAUAUUUAUUGGCUGAAAAUUUAAUUAGAUUGUUUGAAAUGCUAGAUGUUAAAAUAAACAGCUGAGAAAAUUACGACUAUUUUACCAAAAUAUAAGCAUCCAUACCAUUAGGUUUUGGUUUAUAUUAUUAAAAAAAUGAAUUCCAUAGUUUUAAGGGAAAUGGACUCUGAAUUAAAAUCAGCUUAUUUUUAAAAAAAUCUUGAUGAAUAAUGGGAAGACUUUUUAAGUUAAAAUAAGUAAAAUUUACCUAGAUCUGAUUCAAUAAUCUCAUAUUCAAGAUCAUUAUAAAGUGAGAUAGCAAUCCUUUAUAACAAUUUUGAAACUUUCUUAAAUGAAGAGUCAACUACACUUUCUAACUCCGUCAAAAAGUCAAUAGAGAGUGACAAGUCGUAAAAUUUUAAUAUGUUAAAUAAUCCACAAGAAUUCUAUUAAGAUAUUUAUAGAGAGGAAUUUGAACUACUUCUCUAAUUUAUAAAUGACAAAAUAACUUCAAAUAAUAACUUAGAAGAAUUGAAUUAAUUAAAGUUAUUAGUUUUUCAUUGUUCACAAAUCACUACGUUAUUCCAAUUAGAAACAUUUGAAGAAACAUUUAAAGGGCUUGCAUAAUAGAAUCAAAAACCAUAGCCAAAAGAUUUAGCUUAAUAUUUUGGCAUUAACAAUUGA